Nezara viridula (southern green stink bug) is the source of this 895-nucleotide messenger RNA. Lineage: Eukaryota; Metazoa; Arthropoda; Insecta; Hemiptera; Pentatomidae. The record is from the annotation of a GenBank genome assembly.
GAGACGCCAAGCAGUCGACAUGGGUUCAAAUCAGCUGUCGUCAGUGCUACUAUUCGCUUUGGCUGUUUAUCAGGCGAAAGGAUGCCAGGGUCCAUGGGAUUUACGAAUAAAUUCAGAACCUUUGGAUGACAACAGCAUGGUCAGAUAUAAAAACUUCACAACGAUUGGAAGAAAGGAAUGGCUGUCGUUUGCUUGGGAAGGAGGUACACAGGAAGUAUGGAACUUGGAUUUGCUAUUUUUUUUAAAAAGAGAUAAGAUGGAAGGAAAAAUACGAUACAGAAAAGUCCCAGAUGAAGACGUUAUGAUACCAUGGGAGAUCGAAAAUAAAGAAAUAUUUUCAAUGAUUAACUAUAAAAAGAUUUUGAGCAAGCCUUGGUCUUUCUCGUUGUGUAAUCGUUUGGAUGUAUCCUUUUCAAACGAUGAAGAAGGAAAUUGGGAAAUCAGAAUUGGUGAUUUUUUACUGCAUCGGACCUCUAUGGACGAAAACGUACACAACAGGAGAAGACGGUCAGAUGAUUAUUAUGGAAUGACGAACAUAACUACAAGCUUCCAGCCCCCAAGAGGUUUUGGGUUUAUGGAUGAUGUUUACGACUAUUUCUUCGGUGAUGAAGAUCCAACAACUGGAAGAAGAGCUGGAAUUUUUACUAGAAUGAAAACUUGGAUGAGGGACAUGGCUUGUCGAUUGGGUAUUGCCUGCGAGGGUCCUAACCCACCAACCUUCCCAAUGCAGCCUAUUCCUCCAGCAGAGCCUGAUGCAGAAACUAUCUCAGAGGAUAACACACAAAAUGAAGUGUUUCAGUAAUGAAACAUAAAAAAAAAAAAGUUUCAAGAUUAGGAAUUCAUACAUUAUAGGAAACUAAUUUAUGUUUUUAACUUUGUUGUAAAAUACAUCUAC